Messenger RNA from Trematomus bernacchii (emerald rockcod), 3045 nucleotides. RefSeq lists its product as uncharacterized. The record is from RefSeq and is a predicted model, not a curated record. NCBI's taxonomy places the organism in Eukaryota, Metazoa, Chordata, Actinopteri, Perciformes, Nototheniidae.
AUGAUAAUUGAAAACGUGGCCUCCAUGACAGAUGAUAUCAAAGAUGUUAGGAAAAGCGCGUACGCGGCUCUCAGCCAGCAGGUCGCAUGCCAGCACUGUGCCCGUCUCCCCUCGGCCGACAGGAAGCGUAGAGCGGACGCUCUCGCUGCUGCGACCAAGGAGGACGAUUGGCCCAUCCACGGGCUCGUGGAUGGCAGCCUCGUGCCCCUGGAGCCGAGUGCCGGGCAGGAGUCGGACGACUCCUACCCCAUCUCCCUCCACGAGUCGGAGCAGGGUGUCGACUUGGCCGAGCACGCGGUCCCCUUCUCCGUCACCACGGCGCUGCCGGCGAUAGGUGGCAUCUUGCUGGAACUGCCGGGGAUCAUUUGCAAGGCGGCCGCCUGCAGAGGUCUCCCCGUUCCCCUAGCUCAGGAGAGGAGUGCUCCGGACGACAUGGCCGGAGUUUUUUCGCGGGUGCAGACGGUCAGGAGUGACCCGAUCUGGCCACGCUUCCCCGCCAUCAGGAGGUACCAGGAGGGGGCGGCGGCGAACCCGAGGACUCUGAAGGCCCCGGUGGCCACAUUUGUUCCCCUCACCAAGGUGGAGGGUUUUACAGAUGUGGGAUUCCCAGCCACCCCUUCGCUGGAGCCGGGCCUGACGGCGUUUUUUGGGGUGAGGCAGGCCAACAUGAUCGCCGGACGGCGCCCUACGUUGGCCUCCCCCAGGGACCAGUAUGUUGCCCGCCAGGCCGACCGGGUGCACCAGUGUGCCUUUCAGGCGUCGGCGGCGGCAAACAACAUCGCGCUGCUGUCCAACUCGGUGGUGACGCUGGUGGAGCGGUCCACCACCUUGGCCGCUGACGAAGCGGAGGAGAUCGCCAAGGCUGCCAGCACGGCGCUCACACUGUGUGCGUCUGUUGCUGUCUCCCAGGCUAGAAUCGCCGCGUGGGUGACGCAAAUCCAGCGCCACCUCUGGCUGCAGCAGGCGUCCGUUACAGAAACGGCCAGAAAAGUGCUGCUGGAUGCUCCAAUCAGCCCGGACGGGCUGUUCGGACCCCAGUUCCACGCCAUGGUGGAAUCCAUGAAGGCGGCUGCGGAACAGGCGGACGACAUCCGCCAGCACGUCAGCUGGCUCCAGCCUGCUGGGCGGCACCAACGCCCGCAGCAGCCGCAGCAGCCGCAGCAGCCGCAGCGUCCAACCCGGCCACAGCGGCAGGCGGAGAGGUCCCAACCGCAACCGCGGCGUCAGCGCCCGUCGGCGGCGGCAGGGUCUCCGCCCCGCGUCUCCGCCCCGCGUCUCCGCUCCCCCGCCACCCCAGAGACGGAGGGGUCUCUCGGCGCUGUCUAUAACUUAUCGGCAGAGCUGCGGGAACUCCUGUUGAAAGAGGCUAUUUCCAGGGUUCCUCAAGGGGAAGAAAAUCAGGGGUAUUACUCCCGUUAUUUUCUUGUCCCGAAAAAGACAGGGGGGAUGAGACCCAUCCUCGAUCUGUCAGUUUUCAACAAGGUCAUAAUGAAAAGGCCUUUUCACAUGCUGACGAUCAGACAGGUGCUGGAGUGUGUUCACCAGGGGGACUGGUUCACAUCGAUAGACCUGAAGGAUGCUUACUUCCACGUAGCCAUCAUCCCAAAACACAGGAAAUACCUGCGUUUCUCAUUCCAGGGAAUACCGUACCAGUACAACCGUCUGCCGUUCGGUUAUUCCCUGGCUCCUCGCACUUUUUCGAAGUGUGUAGAGAUGACGCUGCAGCCGCUUCACAGAGGAGGGAUGAGAGUGCUGUUUUACCUGGACGACUUGCUAUUGCUAGCUCGAUCCAGAGAGGAAGUUGCUUUACAGACGGUACAGCUCGUAUCACAUCUGUCAAAGCUGGGUUUCAUCAUAAACUGGAAGAAGAGCUGCCCUCUUCCCUCCCAGAGUAUUAUUUACCUGGGUGUGGAAUUGAACUCAGCCCGCAUGAGAGCGCGACUCUCACAGCAGAGAGUGGAGGCACUGACAGCUCUUCUCCGACGCGUCACACCUCGCAGCGUGGUGACAGCCCUCUCCGUGAUGCAGCUGCUUGGCAUGAUGGCAGCUGGUCACGUGGUGAUUCCCCUGGGUCUCCUUCACAUGAGGAGACUCCAGAGGUGGUUUAUUCGCCUGCGCAUCGACCCCGUGCGACAGAAGAGGCGCAUGGUGGCCAUCCCUCCUUCCGUGGGUUCAGACUUAACCUAUUGGAAAAGUCCCCACGUCCUGUCAGCGGGUGUGCCCCUGGGCAGAGUUACGUCACACAUCUCGGUGUUCACAGACGCAUCUCUCUCAGGGUGGGGAGGAACGUGUAUGUCACAGGCAGUGGGGGGACAGUGGCCGGCUCACAUGUCCCUCCACAUAAACGUGCUGGAAUUGCUCUCCGUACGGAGAGUAAUCCAGUAUUUUGCCCCGUUGCUGCGGAAUCAGCAUGUGUUGAUUCGCACAGACAACAAGGCGGCAGCCUACAUCAAUCACCAGGGCGGAGUACGCUCAGCGCAGCUUUUGAACACAGCCAGGCCGCUGUUGAUCUGGGCGCGCGCACACUUGCUCUCCAUCAGAGCAAUGUAUGUUCCCGGCGAACUGAACAGAGGGGCAGACCUCAUGUCCAGAGGAGGUCCUCGCCAGGGGGACUGGAGCCUCCAUCCCGAGCUGGUCUCCCAGGUAUGGAGCCGGUUCGGGAGAGCAGAGGUGGAUCUGUUCGCCGCACGCGGGAACGCGCAAUGCGCCCUCUGGUUCUCCCUGAAAGCGCAGGACCACCCCCCCCUGGCGGUGGACGCGUUCGCACAUCGACCAUGGCCCAGGGGACUGUUGUACGCCUUCCCACCAGUCCCGCUGAUCCCUCGGUUCCUGGACCGAGUGCAGGAGGAGCGACUGUCAGUGAUCCUAAUUGCCCCGGAGCGCACGGGCGCUUCCUGGUUUCCAUGCCUACAGCGUACGCUGUCAGGCAGACCGUGGGAAAUUCCGUGGCGCGGGGACGCUCUCUCGCAGGUGGAGGGAGCGAUCAACAGUCACCCUGUGAUAGGCCAGCACUUAUGGGCAUGGCCCCUGAACGGGAACACUUAG